Messenger RNA from Kockovaella imperatae, 2413 nucleotides. RefSeq lists its product as hypothetical. Gene Ontology annotation, cellular component: cytosol; nucleus. Gene Ontology annotation, biological process: protein deubiquitination. Gene Ontology annotation, molecular function: cysteine-type endopeptidase activity; cysteine-type deubiquitinase activity. The transcript is spliced from 4 exons. Bases 49 to 2388 code for a protein of 779 amino acids. The record is from RefSeq and is a predicted model, not a curated record. NCBI's taxonomy places the organism in Eukaryota, Fungi, Basidiomycota, Tremellomycetes, Tremellales, Cuniculitremaceae.
CCCCCCCCCCAUCUGUCCCCCACCAUCUGUUCCCCCCCCCUGUCCAUCAUGUCACGACUACGAUUUCCAUACCGUACCGAAUCGCAGACAGGCGAGGAUGGGGUCAAUGUAGACUUGACCAUUAUCGGUGAAAAGGGCAAAUCGAAAGAAGUGGAACGUCUCUGGGGAUUGGAAAACUUUGGCAACACUUGCUACUGCAAUUCCGUCUUACAAGCGCUGUACGCUUGUGAACCGUUCCGACAGUUUAUCGAGUCUUACGGAGAUGCACCUCCACCGAUCGCACCGAUGGCACCUCCGCCUGGAGAAUCUAACCGACCACAAGCGCCGCCGGCUACACCUCUCGCGACAAAGAUGUCCAACCCAUUCGAUAAUCCUAAUCUCAACUCUGCAUCAACAAGUCCUGCACCAUCAGGAGGUAAACGUGGACUCUUUUCACGUCGUCCAACGUCCUCGAGCUCAGCUCAGACUCCCAGUUCAGCUCCGGCGCCUUCUUUACCCCCUCAGCCGACGGCUCCUCCAGCGCACAUGAUCAGUGAAUUGGACAUUCCCCCUGUAAACCCUAAUCCGAAUGGCGCCCCUCCUUCGGUCUUUGAGACGGUUCAAACACUCUUUUACCAUCUCACGACUUCGCUCCCGCAUCAGCCGUUGCCUGUAAAGAAGGACGCCAAACCAAACGCAGAGAAUGCUCAAACUGCCUCGCUCUUGCCAGCAUCUGCACCAGAGAAUGGCGAAGCAAAGCCUACGGACAAGCCCGGUGCGCCAGCCAAGGAACCACAAGGCCCACCUCUGCUCGCCUCGCUGCCCCCACCAUCAGCUCCCCGGGGUGGAGGGCCUUUUCAAGCGGGCACACUCGGUCGAGGUGUCGUCCGACCGGAAGAUCUCCUUAAAACUGUCAAACGAGAAAACGAAAUGUUCCGAGGCAUGUCUCAGCAAGACGCACACGAGUUUCUGGGAUGGGUCUUAAACAAGGUUGCAGAGGAUGUCGAGAUCUAUGAUCGCUCAUUAAGGGAAUCAGGCAAACCAAUGAUCGAGCCCAAGGUGCCUGGCAAGACUUUCGUGCACCGACUAUUUGAAGGUGUCCUGACCAACGAGACGAGAUGUCUGAGUUGCGAGACGACUUCCUCGCGUGACGAGCAAUUCCUCGACCUUUCCAUCGAUAUCGAGCAGCAUUCGUCCGUCACUGCAUGCUUGAGACAAUUUUCCACCUCAGAAAUGCUCUGCCAGAAGAACAAAUUCUUUUGCGAUUCAUGCUGCGGGCUCCAAGAGGCGGAGAAGAGGAUGAAAAUCAAGCGCCUUCCCAACAUUCUUGCCCUACACCUCAAGCGAUUCAAGUACCAGGAGUCAUUGGGACGCUACACCAAGCUAUUCUACCGUGUACCGUUCCCCACUUCACUCCGUCUACCCAACACGGCAGACGAUACGGUCAACCCAGACCGACUAUACGAGCUUUUCGCCGUGGUGGUGCAUAUCGGAAACGGCCCACAUCACGGUCACUACGUAUGCCUGAUCCGAUCUGCUGGCAGAUGGGUCAUGUGCGAUGAUGAAAACGUCGAACCUAUCGACGACAGCGACAUCUUCCGAUACUUUGGCGAUUAUCCCUCUGGAGCUGGAUACGUCUUGUUCUAUCAAGCUGCUGAUUUGAACCCUACGGAUGUCGGUCUCAAGGUAAUGCCCAAGCGUCAACCUCCUCCGAAACCCGCUGUGGAGAUCCCUCGAGUCGAUACACCGACCGAGCUCGAUCAUAUUGCCGAAUUGCAUGAGCAGGAAGAGGCGAUCCCCGUGCGACAACCAUUGUCCUUGUCAAUCCCGUCAAGACCAGACCCUCCUGUUCCCUCACCACUGCCAAGAUCAGCCACGUCGAGUUCCGUGACACAGACGCCGACGAACGGGAACGUCACUCGUCAAUCCAGUCAAUCGAGACCUUCGACUGCUCCCAAGCCCAUCAAAGAGGAAGGCACAAAAUGGUAUCAACGACGUAAAUCUACCACUGAAAAGGAUAAGCGGACGUCACUCAUCGCCGCUUCUGCUCCGUCCAACCGGCUCGCAGUGACACCCGAAAAGGAAAUCGCUCAGCCAGUCUCACCGAAACCGAUACGUCAACCCGUGCCAUCCGAGGCAUCUUCCCCACCUGCCAUGUCGAGCAGCUUCGUCUCUACUCAAUCAAACAUGUCCAGUGCCAGCGGAACUCAAGUUUCACCGACGAUGCCCACGACACCUCGCGACCGGACCGUGUCAGGUUCAUCACAGUCUUCGUCCGCCUUUGGUACUUCCGCUGAGAAGACCAACUCGACCGGUCUAGGCAGGCGAAUGAGUGGUCUCGGACGAAUGGGCAGUCGAAACGGAAGCAUGGGCUUUGGCAAGCUCUUGGGCAAAAAGGAUAAGCAAUGAUUGGAUCCAGCUAGUUUAUCGUACA